Pistacia vera is the source of this 841-nucleotide messenger RNA. RefSeq names its product acylamino-acid-releasing enzyme-like. Gene Ontology annotation, biological process: proteolysis. NCBI's taxonomy places the organism in Eukaryota, Viridiplantae, Streptophyta, Magnoliopsida, Sapindales, Anacardiaceae. Gene Ontology annotation, molecular function: serine-type peptidase activity. The transcript has 6 exons. The record is from RefSeq and is a predicted model, not a curated record. Bases 1 to 615 code for a protein of 204 amino acids.
AUGAAUGAACUUAAUUUUGAAGGUUAUGGUCGAGAAUUUCGGGAAAGGCUUUUGGGGCGCUGGGGAAUUGUUGAUGUUGAUGACUGUUGCAGUUGUGCUAGAUUUUUGGUGGACAGCGGUAAGGCAGAUGAGCAACGACUUUGUAUAACUGGUGGUUCUGCUGGUGGCUAUACAACCUUAGCUGCUCUAGCUUUUAGAGACACAUUUAAGGCUGGAGCUUCCUUGUAUGGUGUUGCUGACUUAGGCAUGUUGAAAGCAGAAACUCACAAAUUUGAAUCUCAUUAUAUGGACAAUCUUGUUGGGAGUGAGAAGGAUUUCUUCGAAAGGUCACCAAUCAAUUUUGUUGAUAAAUUUUCUUGCCCCAUAAUUUUGUUCCAGGGAUUGGAAGACAAGGUUGUACCCCCUGAUCAAGCUCGUACAAUCUACCGGGCACUGAAGGAAAAGGGUUUGCCUGUUGCUCUUGUGGAGUAUGAAGGAGAACAGCAUGGUUUCCGCAAGGCUGAGAACAUUAAAUUCACAUUGGAACAACAAAUGGUGUUUUUCGCACGAUUGGUUGGACACUUCAAUGUUGCAGAUGAAAUUACUCCAAUCAAAAUCGAUAACUUUGACAGCUAGUAUAAUGGUAUGCGGUUCUGAAAAAUGGGGUAACUGCUUGUAACAAAGUUGAGUCGAGGCAAUGCAUCAUAUAAUGAGUUAAAAGAGCCUCUUACAUCAUGUAAUGAAUAAAUAAAUCAUUCACUUUGUUUUACUUUGGCAUCAUGUAAUGAAUUUAUCUUAGAGAAAUUAUCAUGUAUGGGACUAAUGGCUAACUGCAAUGCAUGCUUGUGAAGUUGCCGUAGUA